AUGACUCAAGCUAUAUUCUUCCGAGCUAUGCUCUACAUGGCGCUCCUCGCCACCGGCGUAUCGGGCACCUCGCCGUCGCCGCCGGCGGCGGCCCCGCGGCGCAACUGCCCCGACAAGUGUGGGAACGUAACAGUUCCCUACCCGUUCGGCAUCGGCACCGGCUGUUCGCUGCCCAACUUCCGCCUCGAUUGCAAGGAGGGGGUACUGCUCAGGGGCAACAUCAGAGUCGACAACAUAACGUUGGAACCGGCGCAGAUCGUCGCCUACCUCAUAUUAACAUACAAGUGCGUCGCGCCGGCCGGUGCCAAACCACGGACACAGGACAUGAACUUCAACUUGACCGGUGGCCCGUUCCUUAUCUCCCAGGAGGAGAACGUUUUCACGGCCAUCGGCUGCAGUUUGGUGGCCAGGCUCAGGGGCCGAACCACCGACUCCACCGACUCCACCGACCACUACCUCACGGGCUGCAUCACGACUUGCACCAGCGUCAACCUGAACGACACCACCAAAGAUGGUGCUCCGUGCAGUGGCCAGGGCUGCUGCCAAACCUCUAUAGCUGCCGGCCUCACCCAUGUAUCAUCACGCUGGAACCAGGAUGAGAAGGCCAACAACACUGUGCCGAACAACAUAUGCCAAUAUGCAUUCGUUGCCCAGAAAGGCUGGUACAAUUUUAAUAAAACAGACCUUGUCGGUAGCAAUUUUGCCAAAAAAUGUGGCGAGGGCAUGGUUGUCCCGCUUGUUCUUGACUGGGCUAUUAGGAACGGAAAUUGUCCGUCGCCACCAGACGAUGGCAACAACUAUGGAGCCUGCAUUAGUGCCCACAGCCGCUGCGUUAAUGCCAGCAAUGGCCCAGGAUAUUUUUGUCGAUGCAAUGAUGGAUAUGACGGUACUCCCUACGAAGAAAACGGCUGCACAAAUAUUAAUGAAUGUAAGCUAUCAAAUUAUUCUUGUCGUGGAGGGACAUGUCAUGACAAAGAAGGUGGUUAUGAGUGUAAAUGCAAUUUUGGUCGAAGAGGUGAUGGUAAAAGUGACCAUGGUUGUGAACGCAUAUUAUCAUCAGCGGCAGUGGCAGUGAUAGUUUGUCCUCUUCUGCUUGCACAAAAUGGCAUUAACUCACAUGCUACAUAUUUGUUCACAGGAACCACCGGUGCCAUCUCCAUAUCAACAGUACUAAUAAUAUUCAUACUCAUGCAUCAUGAGAAGAGAAGGCUUAGGGAUCGUUUCAAAAGAAACGGUGGUCAAUUACUCGAAAGCAUGAAGAUCGAGAUUUUCAGGAAGGAGGAGCUAGACAAAAUAACCAAGAAUUAUAGAACUAUCAUUGGAAGAGGUGCCUUUGGUGAGGUCUACAAGGGAACUACCAGUGAGCACGUGCAAGUCGCAGUCAAACGCUCCAUCGCAAUGAACAAGGAUCGCCAGAAUGACUUCGCGAAUGAGAUUCAAAUCCAAGCACAAAUAAGUCACAAGUAUGUGGUCCAACUCUUGGGAUGUUGCCUAGAGACAGAAGUUCCUAUGUUAGUUUAUGAGUUCGUCCCGAGGGGGAGCCUCUACGAUGUACUCCACGGCAAGAACAACAAUGGACGAAAAGAACCUCUCUCAUUGCAAGCACGCCUCGACAUCGCCAUAUCCUCUGCGGAUGCCCUCGCCUACAUGCAUUCGCAGGCGAGCCAGAAGAUCCUGCAUGGAGACGUGAAGUCCGGCAACAUUCUCCUCGACGAUGAGUUUCUGCCCAAGGUGUCGGACUUUGGGACUUCGAGACUCAUGUCCAUCGAAAAGGAUCACACCGACUGGGUAAUCGGGGAUAGCAGCUACAUAGAUCCCGUAUACAUGAAGACCGGGCUUCUCACGGAGAAGAGCGACGUGUACAGCUUCGGCAUCGUGUUAUUGGAGCUCAUCACCCGGAAGAAGGCUAGGUAUGACGGGAACAGAAGCCUUCCGCUGAACUAUGUCAAGGCUUCCGCGGACGGGUCUACUGUGCAGAUGUAUGAUACAGAGAUUUUGUCUAGUGGGGAGGACAUGAAGUGCCUCGGCGAGGUUGGCCUGAUCGCCAUGCAUUGUCUCGAAGCUGAUGUGAAUGACAGACCAACAAUGACUCACGUCGCGGAGAAAAUCAAAAGGUGCAAGAGCCGGUGGUUGCAAAGCCAUUGGCAUGGGAAGACCAACGAGAUCUAUGCCUAG
This is a messenger RNA of Lolium rigidum, 2175 nucleotides long. RefSeq names its product wall-associated receptor kinase 2-like. The coding region runs from base 1 to 2175 and encodes 724 amino acids. Gene Ontology annotation, biological process: cell surface receptor signaling pathway; protein phosphorylation. Lineage: Eukaryota; Viridiplantae; Streptophyta; Magnoliopsida; Poales; Poaceae. The record is from RefSeq and is a predicted model, not a curated record. The transcript has 4 exons. Gene Ontology annotation, cellular component: plasma membrane. Gene Ontology annotation, molecular function: protein serine/threonine kinase activity; calcium ion binding; ATP binding.